AUGGCGAGGGCAUUGACCAUGGGCGUAGUCGCCGCGGCGGCCGUGCUGGUGUUCCUGUGCGCCACCGCCGUGCCGGCCGCUGCCCAGGGAAAGAAGGGGCUGCCCAAGAACUCCCACGUGAUCCACCCGAAGCAGUUCGGGAGGAGGGAGCAGGUGCUCUCCUGCGACGACACCGCCGACGGCAACACCCCCUGCGUCGCCACCUGCGACAAGCGCUGCCCUAACGAGUGCAUCGUCAUGUGCCCAGGCUGCAAGACCUACUGCAUGUGCGACUUCUACCCCGGCGUGUCCUGCGGGGACCCGCGCUUCACCGGCGCCGACGGCAACAACUUCUACUUCCACGGCAAGAAGGACCAGAGCUUCUGCGUCGUCUCCGAUGCCGAUCUCCACAUCAACGCCCACUUCAUCGGCAAGCGUAACCCCACCAUGAGCAGAGACUUCACCUGGAUCCAGGCCCUCGGCAUCCGUUUCGCCGACCACCGCCUUUACAUGGCCGCCCAGAAGACCAUCGAGUGGGACAGUGACGUCGACCGCCUUGAGCUGGCCUUUGACGGCAUGCCCAUCGACAUCCCCACCGAGAUGGAUGCAGAGUGGCAGUCCACCAUCGUGCCCACCUUGACUGUCACGAGGACCUCCGCGGCCAACGGCGUCAGGGUCCAGCUCAAGGGGGUGUUUGACAUCUUGGCCAAUGUGGUGCCCAUCACCGAGAAGGACUCCCGCAUCCACAACUACGGCGUCACGGAGGAAGACAGCCUCGCACACUUCAACAUUGGGUUCAAGUUCCACGCCCUCACUGACGACAUCCAUGGCGUGCUCGGCCAGACAUACCGCACAGACUACGUCAACAAGCUCAGCGUGAGCGCCAACAUGCCGAUCAUGGGUGGCGCUGCCAGCUACGUCUCCUCCGACAUCUUCUCCACCGACUGCAAGGUUGCCAGGUUCGGCCGUGGCCACAACAAGAUCUCCAUGGUAACCACCAAGGCCAAUUAA
Triticum turgidum subsp. durum (durum wheat) is the source of this 990-nucleotide messenger RNA. Lineage: Eukaryota; Viridiplantae; Streptophyta; Magnoliopsida; Poales; Poaceae. The record is from the annotation of a GenBank genome assembly.